UUGAUACUGAUUAAUUUCUAAGCUACUAGGAUAUUCGAAUAAUUCAUUGAUAAUCAACAUCAGCUGAGGAUGAAACUAACUCAGAGUCAUGCGGUAUCUUGCUCCUCAAAAGAAUACCUCAAUGGACAACACAGAAAUUGGGAAAUAUUGUCAUGCUUGGAAUGGCGCAUGACAGGAGUUUAGGACGUACUUGCCAUUCUUUAUUACCUACAGAACAGAUGGAGGGGGUCCAAGGUUUAAAUAUGGACGAUUUUAUGUGCAGUGGUUGGUUUUGCUACGUACCUGCCGGCCGGUGACUGCCAGAAAUUUCCUUUGAAACGUUUGCCUUUUCUUUUCAAUGGGGCAAUCACUCUCAAGUCUUACGGGCGGUGCGUGCCAUUGACAAAUAACAACCUACUUUAUCUCAUCAUCCCUAACGAUAAUUGCUGGUAAUGUUAUGAAAGAUUCUCUUCUGCUUUAGUUUUAUUUACUGUGUUCGUGUUUCGCAUGAUUCCAAUUAUAUGAGUUCCUAUAGUGUACAUAUCAAAGCACUCUGAUCACAACUCAGUAAGAAUUAACAUAAUUGGUGCAUUUUUAUUAAUUCAUCAAAGCAACGGAGUUACGUAUUAUCAAAUAUAUCUUGUAAUAAUAUUUUUGAACAUCUAUUAAAUGGAAUCUCGACUUACUUAUUUAUUGAUUUUUUAAAAAUUUAUUGAUUCAUAUUAAUGUAUUUUGAUUUUUUUUUACAAAAAAAAUAAAAUUUAACUAUUAAUUGCAUUUAACGUAUCAUAUGAAUAAGUAUUUAAAAAGACAAUAGCAUAUGGGAAAUUAUUUCGAACUUUCUGCACGAGUUGGUUCCCUCUCGCUGAAAAACCGAAGAGUCGCGCAAGGCUUGAGCUGCAUUAAACACCUAACUCAGAGCCCAAUGUAUUGCUUUGGGCCUAAAAUGUCCAAAGGAUAUUAUGUAUGAGUAAGGCUCAUUAAAGACUGAAAAAUCGGUGGAUCAAUUUAACCCUGAGGCCUCACGUGGCAGAGGACCCGGGCUCUUCACAGCGGAGAAAGCAAUAUGAAACAGAAUAUCUGAUCUCAAAUUCCCCACGAUUGCCCACCGCUUAUUUCCCAAGACCUUAACCAACAAAACCAGACCGCCUUUGCUUGCACCAGUUUCGUUCCUUGUAAUGGACCUGACCACCCCAAUCGAACCAUUGCAGCUCCUCUUCCUCCUGCUUGUGCAUAAACGUAGCACCCCUCCCACAACAAGGCAUCAUUCUCAGUAACAUGUCAAAGCCGCCUCAAUCAAUAAACAAUGCCCAGAACAACACCAAAUCCAACUUUUACCUUAACAAGCCUACUGCUACUCUCCCUGACAUAUUCCUGACUGCAAUUUCUCUCCUUUUCCUCUUCUCUUCACCUAAAGCCAACCAUACCUUUCUUCCAAAAUUCCUUCCAUUCCCUUCAAACCCACGCCGCUUUCUCAAAAUUCCCACUAUGUUCCACUCCAGGGUCCCCUUUGCAUCCCAACAAGCUCUCUCUGAUUGGCUCAAAUCCCGGUUACCUUCCGACUCGUUAGCCACCUGGGUAAAACCGGGAACCAAAAACGUCCACAACCUCUGGCUGGAACUCUCCGAAGGCGAGACAUCUCUCGUCGACUCCUUCCCUCCACUCCGUACAGUUAAUGUCGUUACGGUUCGUAUAAUCGGCAAAGACAACCUUAUCCUCAUCGAAUCUCGACAAGAAUUGUCGGAUGGUAGUGUCAGGGAUCGGUUUAGACCAUUGUCCGAGAAAAUGAAGCCCCAUGAAACCCCGGAAGAGGCCGUGACUCGUGCUGUAAGAGAGCUAGGUUCGGUUGUUGAUUCUGGGGUCGUGAGGAUUGUGCCAGGGUCUUAUCAAAAGAAACUGGAGGAGCGAAAUUCGGUGUCAUAUCCGGGUUUGCCGGCGCGUUAUGUUUUGCUUUCGGUGGACGCGUGGGUGGAAGGUUUGCCUGAGGAAGAUUUUUGUACUGAAGAAAAGGAAGAGUACGAGGAUACCGAUGGGACUAGGGGUUUGGAGAAAGCGGUGUCUGUAAGGAAGCAUUACUGGAAAUGGGUUAGUUCUGAUUCGAUUCAUUCUUGAAUUUCCACGAAUAGAUGCGGAAAUUUAGUUGAAUUAUUUGGAAGUUUUAAGGGUUUAUAGUUUUCUUCUUCUUUUUUUCUUCUUGUGGUUUGAAGCUUUUUUAGAUGCUACGGAUUUAAAGCACCUAUUUUUUUGUAGUAAUAAAGAAUAUUUGAACUUCGAUAUAUAACAAUAUACAUGAAAACGACAGAAUUGUACUUCAUUUUUGAGUUAAUUUUCAAAUGCAGAGCUUCAUGUGUUGUUUCUA
This is a messenger RNA of Theobroma umbraticum, 2338 nucleotides long. RefSeq names its product RING-H2 zinc finger protein. The record is from RefSeq and is a predicted model, not a curated record. Lineage: Eukaryota; Viridiplantae; Streptophyta; Magnoliopsida; Malvales; Malvaceae.